AUGUCUACUCAAUCUAGAGUUCGAAAUAGGCUACGCAAGUCUCCAAAAGAGCACGUUGAACAAGACCAAGACACGCGAUACGAUCGAGAAAAGUACUCUUCAAGUUCUGCCACGCGCAGCAGGUCUAAAGAUCGUGUUAGCCGGCUUCUUUCAAGUAGAACUUCUUCUUCACCUGCUCCGCCCGUCCCCCAAAUUCCCCAAAGCACUCAUUCCUCUCAUGAUAUUACACAUAGCUUCACCACAAUUUCACACCCCUCUGAAAAAGCUCAAGACACUACUCAUCGUCAUAGUUAUCCACCCAAGAUUGAAAUACCCACCGUUUCACCUUUCUCAAAAACGUUAGAAUUCGUACCACCAAACCAAAAUUGGGAUCAGUCGGAGGCAUUCGACGUCCGCACAACGCAAAGAAAAGAUCCUUACAAAUCUCCUGCUGAGAUGCUUGGCUUGAAAGUCGCUACUGAAAGUCCGACGACAUUACCAUGCUCGAGCCCCUCCACCCCUACCCAAAGUUACUUCAAUCAUCCAGUUGCUUCUCCACAAACACUUCACAUGAUCGCAGACGAUAAUCUCUUCUACGAAGCUUUGAAAGACUUCAGGAAAAGAUCUAUCGUCUUUGGUACUGCCGAUAGUGACGUCGUUGCAAGUUUGUGUGGUAAAGGUGAUGAGAAGUCGGUAGUUUCACCCACACCUUCGCCCACAGCCUCGACUUUCGAUGAAGUUUCAGCUCGUGAAGACCAGAUAAUGUCCGAUCCUGCGUGGAAGAGUGAGGUGAAGAGGCUUUUCAUUAUACGCGAGAUUGCAAGUACAGAGAGGUCAUACGCCAAGUAUCUCACUCAGUUACUCGAUCUCAUCAAGACAUCAUAUCCAUCAUUCCAAACCCAACCAACAACGUCAAUUCAAAUCAUAGACGAGAAUGGAAGUAAAAAUCCAGAAGAAUCUUUCAAGCAUAUAAAACUUUUAGCAAAACACUUACCCGAGCUAAUCGCACUUUCGAAUCAACUUUCUCAGAGGAUGGAUGAUGACCCUUCAGCCUAUGGUGUUGCUGUGGCUUUCAUUAGUUUGAAAACAGAUCUAGAAUCAGUCUUUGUCAACUGGAGCAGGGUAUAUCCUCACGUCUUAAAUUCCAUUAUGAAGAACAAGUCAUUGCGGGAGCAAAUGGAGAAGAGAAAUAAGAGGGGCAAAUCAAUGUCAUUUGUUGAGACAUCCAAAACUUCCAGCUCUGAACAUAUCCUCCAAUCACCACAUGAAACAGUCGAGAGCUAUACAACCAACAAGAAAGGAAGGGUAAAGACAGAACCUACCAGGGCUACUAAUGAGAAAGCCUUAACCAAGAAGAAAAAGCAGAAAGCUAUUGAGGAAAGUUUGGAAAAACUGACGAUGAAUGAGAGUCAAGUACAUCAGCGUUUGAGGCUAAAUGACGUAGCGGUGAUGCCAUCUCAGAGGGUUACACGAUAUGUCUUGCUGUUGAAAGACCUGUCAAAACAUACUCCUGAAACUGCAUUGGCGCGUGGACUAAUAGAUGGGGCACUUAAGGGUGCGCAGAGCGUAGCUUAUGAGUGUAACAAAAUGAGCAGCAAGCUCAAAUGCUGA
This is a messenger RNA of Wallemia ichthyophaga EXF-994, 1590 nucleotides long. RefSeq lists its product as uncharacterized. The transcript has 3 exons. Gene Ontology annotation, molecular function: guanyl-nucleotide exchange factor activity. The record is from RefSeq and is a predicted model, not a curated record. Lineage: Eukaryota; Fungi; Basidiomycota; Wallemiomycetes; Wallemiales; Wallemiaceae. The coding region runs from base 1 to 1590 and encodes 529 amino acids.